GGACCUCAUGCGCCAUGUUUUAACUUCCGGUGAUGCACUCACAUCAUAUCCCAAUAUCCAUUGUGCGGGACAGGGCUGAAACCUGCCCAGUCUGACAUGGCAGACCUUUUCUUCCGCUGGCUGGAAUAUCGGACAAGGCUGAGAAGAGAAGGAAUCAUGCCGUGCAUGCAUGUUGCUGUUGUGUACAAUGGGACUGGCAGAGGCAGCAGUAGCAUCUCCAGCGGCAACACAGGCUUCAGCUGUCAACACCAUGCAAUUUUUGACCAAGAGAUGGAGGAAUACAUACACGUCAGUCGCAAAGGCAACAAUGGGAAUGGUGGUGUGGUUGUGGAAGGAAGACGUUCUUUUGAAUCUUCUGGUCAACCUCGCGUGGUGAAACAACCUGCUACAGUGGAAGAGGGACGCCAAAUACUUGCUCGUGCUCGUGCUUUGGCCGCUGGUGGGGCAUGGGAUUAUCGCGUCUUAUCACACAAUUGCGAGCAUUUCGUCAACGAAUGCUGGAACAGUGGCAACCCUCCACAAAGUACGGAAGCUCGCACUGCUGUGAGAUCGCUUGGCGGGAGUGGUGCGGUUGGAGCUAUUAGUGGAGGGAUUGCAGGCACCAUCACGGCCUCUGUGGUAACACCGAUCGCCACGACGGUGACCACCACGGCAACUGAGACCGCUUACUUCUUGGGAUUCAUUCCGUGGGGAACUGUGACCACAACUACAUCAGCAACAGUCAUGACAGGUUUGCCGCUCGGUGCUGUGAUUGGCAUAGGUGUGGGAGGCACAGUGGUUGCUGGAGCAGCUGCCACCGGCAUUGCCUAUGGUGUCAGGGAAGAUAUUUAUGCCAAAAAGGCACGGAAUGCACAGCUGGUCCCUAUUACAGUUUACAACCGAUCUGAUCAGGCCAUCACAGCUUCUUUGCAAAUUAAAGACAGUACCCUGACUGAUAAGUUCUAUCGAUGGCGUGCUUUCAUCGGUAUUGGCGUCAUGUCAGUGGACAUCGCAAGCAACAUGGCCGCGCAACUGAACCCUCCAACGGUGGCUGACAGCUUUGACACAGAUUUUGAGCUCACGGUCUCCCAGUCCCACCCGUUUGCAAAGUGGAGUUGCACAGUCCAGCGCGGUGACAUUGCCAUUCUCGCUAGGGGAGGCAGACGACUGAGAUUGCGGACAGCAAGUAGAACAGUAGACUUAGAAUGUUGCAUUUGCCGAAAUAGUCCUCCAAAUAUCAUUUUGAGACCUUGUGGACAUUGGGAGUUCUGUGAGCAGUGCAUCCUUCAGAUCAUUGGACGGAACGCACUGUGUCCCCUUUGCCAACAGGGCAUUCAAGAGUAUGAUGUGAGAUAGCACAGACGGCAAGGAAUGGUUUGCACAUUCGACCAGAAGUGUCCAAACCAAUCGGAAAAGAGAUAAACAGGUUUUUAAAUGCGUUCAUGAGUUGCCUGCCUGGACUGUAGCCACGUUCUCUACGAUAUAGUUGUAUUGCCAUCUAAACUGAUGCAGCCCAGUUUCAAGCCACUUCACAAACUUUGAGAACAUCAUAGAACAUCCAAGAAUGUAGGAUGGCGUCAUACUUCCACACACAACUGAACUCACUCUUUUGGUGUGCUGUGGAUGGAUCAGUUGAUGGGCAUCUGCAAGUUUGUUUCUAUUUGUUUCAACAUUUGCGGCCUGCAAGGCCCAAAGCCCAGUUAGAAGUGUAGUUACAAUGUUUGAUGGCCCAGUAACUGGUAGCAGUAUGAUUUAUUGCUGCAAUGGAGGCUGAAGCUGUGUCCCC
Durusdinium trenchii is the source of this 1765-nucleotide messenger RNA. The record is from the annotation of a GenBank genome assembly. Lineage: Eukaryota; Dinophyceae; Suessiales; Symbiodiniaceae.